CCGAGUCGAAACAUCAAGAAUUUUUGGCAGCGCACACGGGAGCCUGCUAAUAAGUUAAUUUUAGCAAACAGAGGGGUGGCAAUGUUGCGCGCUCGCUGGCACAAAACAAAGCUCAGUCUCCUCUGGUUUGCUUUGACUAUUUAAUCGAUUCAUCCUAAUCUCGGGGAUUCGGUUCAGUUCCGUCUAUAAUAUUCCAUAAUCCAAAAUAAUUUGAAUUUAUUUAUAAACAAAGAAUAAAGUGAUCUUGUGUUCUCUCGUGUUCAUCGGCAUCGCGGAAAUGAUGUUCCAGAAGCUUGUUUAGAAGUUAGACAUUUCUGGGCAGUUGGCCAAGUGUCGUGGGAUUUUCUUGUUACCCAUAAAUGAGUGAUAUAACACGCUUUCAUUACCAAUGUUUAUUUUGUUGAAAGAUGCGAAAAACUGUACAAAAUUAAUUCAUAUCGACAAUGGCGAAAAAGUGUCCUGUCCGAUCACUAGGGGAUAUAUGUCUGGCGGAGUUAGCAAACCUGGUGGUGUCCUCGAUCGGAUACUCCCUGCAUCCUGAUCUUGACAAUGACAUUACCGUUACCAUGGUCGAAGUUAACUCGUAUCUGGAAAAUUGCGGUGCAACAAGUGAUAUUUACCAAGAUCUCUUGCGCAUUAUUCUCGCCUCAGACUACCUAGAGGCUUCGAUUCGCUUCACGUGCCUUCAGAUGUUGCUCAAUGGGAGCGUCCAGGUGCUCAUUACCGAAAUAUUUCCGUAUUCCUACUAUGAAAAAAUUCUCCAAGUGAUUGCUGCUCAGGGAUCAGGCCUGCGAACAUUGAACCUUAAAGGUGUCUGGGUCAAGGAGGAUCACAUGCACUACAUGUUUGAAAUAAUUCGAAAAUGCCCCAAUCUCACCAAACUUUGCAUCCCCUACAUUGCAAACGACGACCUUCUCGAUGUGGUAGCGAAGUACAGCAAAAAGUUAAGGAUAGUAGACGUUUCUGGCGAGACUGAUAUAACCGAAAUUGGCAUCGAGUCCCUUUGUAAGGGACUAUCCGCAUCAAGGUUGACAAUGGUCGACAUCGGGAUGCUCGGCGAGGAGAACAUUUGCCACUCGGACAUUGCGAUGCUCUUGGAAAAUUGCCCAAAUCUAGAAAAUCUUGCCACGUACUCGUUUGUGGGCCAGGCGCUGAAAUUCGUCCACGAUAAUGUGGAUCAGAACUUCAAAAGUCGCUUGAAGUAUCUUCACGACACCAAAACUGAUAUUGAGACACUAGAAAUAAUUGCAAAAACCUGCCCCAACUUGGAGAGCAUUUAUCUUGAUUCACCCAACCACGGAAUUUUACAUAAGCUAGACGGCACCCCAUUGCAAAAGUUAAAGAUUUAUAAAUUCUACUGUAACGAACUCAUGGAUCUUCUGGAACAUAUUGGCGGGAGCAUGGUCCACUUGACGGCGAUACGUGGUCAUGGCGUCUUGGAACUGGGCCGUUUGGCACGACUGGCCCCUGGUUUGGUGGAUCUCGACUGUUACAUGAUGGACAUGCUUUCAUACAAUAUUGACUUAAGAUUUGAUUGUUUACAAGGCCUUGAGAUUCUAAGCAGUCCGAUUAGCCUGAUUUCACUGAAACACUUCAUAUGUAGAUCGACAACACUAAGGAGAUUGGCGAUCGACACAAUUGCCUUUGGCGAUGAGGACAUGAUGAGCAUUUUCGGGGAACACGAGUUCGUUUUCCUAGAGGAUAUCUGGUUCACAUCCGCGGUGAACCUAACCAUCGCUACCGUUGAGCUCCUGAUGGAAAAGUGUCCAGAACUACAAAGCAUAGGACAACUAAGCGGUUGGGCACUAACCCCAGACGACUUGGCUUUGAUACGAGGACUACUGAAAAGCGGAAAUUCAUGUCUUAACUUAACAACGCACGCACGAGACAAUCUUUCAUUAAACAAUAUGGGAAUCGAAGAGGCUUGGUGAAAUGUGAAUUAUCCAAAGUGUAAAGUGAAUUUGUUCGUAAAUUUAUUCUAAAAUUUUGUACAUAAAUCUUUUAUUUACCAAUUAGAUUAAUAUAUUUCAACA
Molecule: messenger RNA, 2033 nt
Organism: Hermetia illucens (black soldier fly)
Lineage: Eukaryota; Metazoa; Arthropoda; Insecta; Diptera; Stratiomyidae
Exons: 4
Coding region: 444-1931 (495 amino acids)
Biological process (GO): SCF-dependent proteasomal ubiquitin-dependent protein catabolic process
Cellular component (GO): SCF ubiquitin ligase complex
Source: RefSeq, a predicted model, not a curated record